Molecule: messenger RNA, 3303 nt
Organism: Plectropomus leopardus (leopard coralgrouper)
Lineage: Eukaryota; Metazoa; Chordata; Actinopteri; Perciformes; Serranidae
Gene: ogna
Product: osteoglycin, paralog a
Biological process (GO): bone development; articular cartilage development
Cellular component (GO): extracellular matrix
Molecular function (GO): protein binding
Source: RefSeq, a predicted model, not a curated record
GGCUUGUAGCAUCGAGCAGCUGCUGACCCAAACUCAGGCUUUAAGGCGAGCUAGUGUGUCAGCGUCACACUGCUUUGGACAGCAUGAAGGCUCUCUUAUUCACCUGUUUGCUGGUGCCGUGGCUGGUGGCAGCCUCGGCCAGGACGUCUGACCAGGACUCACAGCUGAUACCUGGAUCUCUAUCUGGCAGGGAGCUGAGCGGAUACUUCAGUAAUCAUUUGAAAUCAAGGAGGGCUAGGAGGGCACUGCCUCCUGCUGAUGAACCUGAUGACACCCCAGUCAAAGAGGAAGGGGACACCUCUGACCUGCCUACCUGCCUGCUGUGUGUGUGCCUUACUGGUUCAGUGUACUGUGAGGAGGUCAGCCCAGACAUGACCUCCGUUCCCACCCUGCCAAAAGAGACGGCCUACCUGUACGCCCGCUUCAACAAGAUCAAAAAGAUCAGCACCAAAGACUUUGCUGACAUUGUGACUCUGAAGAGAAUUGACCUGUCAGGGAACAUGAUCACGGAGAUUGAAGACGGGGCCUUUGCUAAGCUGACCCUGCUGGAGGAGCUGUCUCUAGCUGAGAACCAACUGGUCAAACUUCCUAUGCUCCCUUCCAAACUCAUUUCCUUCAAUGCCAACCACAACCUCCUGAAAACCAAGGGUGUCAGGGCUAAUGCUUUCAAGAAAAUGACCAGACUGGUCAACCUCUAUCUGGCUAACAACCAGUUGGAAGCUGUUCCAUUCAUCCCAGACAGUGUUCGGAUCUUACAUCUACAGAACAACAACAUCACUGAAGUCAACAUAAACACCUUCUGCAGGUCCAAUGACACCUACUACCUACGGCCGAGCCUUAGUGAGGUCAACAUGGACAGCAACCCCGUGUUGCUGUCCAAGAACCCCGACAGCUUUAUCUGUAUGAAGGUGCUGCCAAUCGGACAGUACCGCUGAGGAGGCAGAAAACUUACUGUAGCCCCUUUAUGGCUGAUGGAGCAGUUUUCCCACAACAGAGUGCUGGGGGGAUACCGUGACGUUCUGGAUUUUGGGGUGCUGGUCCCAUGGUGGGGAUAAAGGUGUCAAUGUUUUUACUUCAGCAAACCUACAAACAGUGUGUGACAUUGUCAGGUCGAAAUGAAACCAUAUUGGACUGAAGGUGUAGAAUUCAAGGAGUUUCUCUACUCUGGCUUUUUUCAGUUCUACUGAGCUGUGGGGAGUACCCGACACUUAAACACAAUGCCAAACACAGUUAAAAUGAACAAGUUUGUUGAACUACAUCGUAAAUCAGUGUUUUUUUGUAGUUAUUAAUAUCCUCACUGAAAGGCAGGGAGAAAAGUGGCUGCAUCACAUUGCUGUCCUGAUGUCGCUCCAACAGCUCUGUUUUUUGAAUCAUGUAGUUUUGACAUGCUGAAUUGUACAAAUAGGAAUAACAGCUCACGCUCUCAGACACUCACUCCUCAAAGGCUUUUAUGAUGUUACACAAAAAGUUAUAAAAGAGCCAGAGGAAGAAUAUCAAUCUUGGCCUACUGUCACACCUCCACACACCUGGCCAAUCACUGCAUAAAGUGGAUAUGUUUGUCAGAUAGUCUGCUUCAGAUGCCAAAAAUUGUCCACAGCCUUUGAUUCUGAAAACCAAAAAGGGGCUUCAGAUGCUGGACAAGCAUUUUGGUUGAAGCACACUGAAGCCUUGACAAUGGGACUGUUAGUGACAGAUAGCCAGGUAAACACAUUUAGGCCACUGGAAAAGUGCCCUCUGAGUAUCCUCUCUGCAGGUGACUUAAUGCCAGUAGAACUGAUAUAAUCCCUUUAAUGAGUGAAGAAUGUCAACACCUCUCCAACAACAGUCCAAUUUAUUGUUUCAUUUUGACCUGACGCUGUACUACCUACAUGAAUGAAAUGACACAAACUGCUUGUGUCUUUGAACACAUUUGCAGCCACAAUCCAACAGGCUUGUCUACAACUACCUGAGCUUAUUAUUUUGAAACACAACAGGCCAAUAUUUUAGUCUUUGUAAAAUGAAUUCCAAAAUAAAAGAAAUGUGUUAUUUUAUGAAACUAUAAGUACUAAAGGAAAAACAAAUUGGAGAUAUUACAUUACUUUUAGAUACAUUUUCAGCUUUUGUUGACCUAAAUAACUAUCUUAUAUUUGAGUAAAACCUCUCAUUCCAAGGUUUUACAUUAAACUAAACAAUAAAAUGUUUUAGAAUAACUACAAUAAGUAAAAUGUCCAACAGGUGCUUUUAACAGAUCCACAUGUUUUUAUAGUCUUGCAGACUCCUUGUGGGUCAUCAGGAAUAUCAUUUGGUUAGAAGUCAUUGCAAGAAUACAUGACUGAAGAGCAGUUUAUGAUUAUGUGUAUUAAUGAUGUUGCAUGCUUCAUUUUAAAAAUUCCAGACUGGCUUUGAGGCUAACACAAUCAUGUUACAAAAUAGUCCAGCAUUUUGAAAAUAGAAGUUUUGUCUGACAUACUGUCACCACCAAUGGAAAAUGUUACUGUAGUUUACAAAAUACACAGUUUUAAGUGUUCUUUGUCAAACCGCAUUUUAAUCUCAGUAUUUCUGCAGUUAAUAUUUUAUAGAGUCCUGAUGACAGCAGGAGAGAAGAUACUACCGUAUCUUCAAAACAACACUUUAGUCAUUUCAGUCAUACUAAACGUAUACUUGAUAUUUUCAUGUUGAUUUAAAGUGUUAUUUUCUCCAAAUGAACAUUGUCACAUGACAGUGAAACGUUUCUGAAAUGGCACUAAUGGAAAACAGCCUAUGAGCAUUUGUCAUUUGUAUGUUGCUUUGAGAUUUUUUUGUCAGACUAUUGAUCCCAGCUGACUCAGACAGCUGAUACAUAUUAGAUUGUCUUGGCACGCCAGCAGUAAUAGUCUGUUAACUUUUCUCAUACAGUUUUCUCUCAGAAAAUGACUAGAAAUGAACACAGCUCUCUAGGUUUUGCUCUGCCAUUGUGUGAAUUAAUUUCACUUUUAAUUAUUUCAUUAACACUUCCUCUCUAUAAAGGACAACAGCCAUGUAAACUUGUCCAACUGCAAGCUUCUGUAAGCAUUUUGUGACUUAGCUUCACUUUGUCUCUUAAUUUAUAGAAUUCAGUUGGAGUGAGCUGGGGAACAAUGUAUCUAUGAACUAUAGUAAUGUGAAAGUUACUCCAUUUUAUUUUGUCUGCGUUUAAAAUGUCUUGCUUAUGUCCCUAACUCUUCCCUUCCAGUAAUAAAGACAAAUUAUUACUGAUGUGAAUAAGACAGUGGUGUACACGAAGAUGGGUAUGUGACAUGGCGAUGUUUUUAAGAUAUUUUAAUAAAGUUAAACUUUUUAAAUUAA